Messenger RNA from Sphaeramia orbicularis (orbiculate cardinalfish), 2360 nucleotides. Its product is annotated as sodium- and chloride-dependent GABA transporter 2-like. Gene Ontology annotation, biological process: nitrogen compound transport; sodium ion transmembrane transport; amino acid transport. The record is from RefSeq and is a predicted model, not a curated record. Lineage: Eukaryota; Metazoa; Chordata; Actinopteri; Kurtiformes; Apogonidae. Gene Ontology annotation, cellular component: cell projection; plasma membrane. Bases 1 to 1788 code for a protein of 595 amino acids. The transcript is spliced from 14 exons. Gene Ontology annotation, molecular function: gamma-aminobutyric acid:sodium:chloride symporter activity.
AUGGAGGAACGGGGCCAGUGGAGCAACAAGGUAGAGUUUGUGCUUUCAGUUGCUGGUUCCAUCAUCGGACUGGGCAACAUGUGGCGCUUCCCUUACCUCUGCUACAAGAACGGGGGAGGUGCAUUCCUCAUCCCUUACCUGAUAUUCCUGUUCACCUGUGGUGUCCCUGUCUUCUUCCUGGAGACGGCCUUGGGUCAGUACACGAGUGAGGGAGGUAUUACCUGCUGGAGAAAAAUUAGUCCAUUAUUUGAAGGUCUUGGUUAUGGCACGCAGGUAAUAGUGACUCUGUUGAACUUCUACUACAUCAUUGUUUUGGCCUGGGGGAUUUUCUAUCUGUAUUUCUCCUUCUCCUGGGACCUGGCCUGGUCCUCCUGCAACAACACAUGGAACACAGGUAAUAAGUCCACAUUCAGGUGUUGUUCUUGUUCAAACUGUGUGGAGUUUCAGAGAAGAAACACCUCUAUCAACACAACAAUCAAUCCUAAUGCAACUUCUCCUGUCAUGGAGUUCUGGGAGAGAAGAGCGCUGAGAAUUUCCCCUGGCCUUGACCACAUGGGUACUCUGAACUGGGAUCUGGCCCUGUGUCUGCUCAUUGCCUGGAUCAUGUGUUACUUUUGCAUCUGGAAGGGGGUGAAAUCUACAGGCAAGGUGGUCUACUUCACUGCCACCUUCCCCUAUCUGAUGCUGAUAGUGCUGUUAAUUAGAGGGCUCACCCUGCCGGGAGCUGGAAUAGGCAUCCAGUUCUAUCUUUAUCCUGACCUAGGACGACUGGCAGACCCCCAGGUGUGGAUGGAUGCAGGUACCCAGAUCUUCUUCUCCUAUGCCAUUUGUUUGGGGUCACUGACUGCUCUGGGCAGCUAUAACAGAUAUAACAAUAACUGCUACAAAGACUGCCUGGCAUUGUGCUUUCUGAACAGUGGCACCAGUUUUAUGGCAGGCUUUGCGAUCUUCUCCAUCCUGGGUUUCAUGUCUUAUGAACAGAAUGUUCCUAUCUCUGAAGUGGCAGAAUCUGGUCCUGGUCUGGCAUUCAUAGCUUAUCCCCGUGCUGUGUCAAUGAUGCCUUUCUCUCCCCUCUGGGCUGCCCUCUUCUUCAUCAUGAUUGUUUUUCUGGGGUUGGACAGCCAGUUUGUUUGUGUAGAGAGUCUCGUGACAGCGAUUGUUGACAUGUACCCUGCUGUGUUCAGACGUAAAAACCGCAGGGAGCUCUUCCUGUUAGCUGUGGCAUUUUUAUCCUUCAUUGUGGGUCUCAUCAUGUUGAUGGAGGGUGGUAUGUAUGUCUUCCAACUCUUUGAUUACUAUGCAGCCAGUGGUAUGUGUCUUCUCUUCAUGUCCAUCUUUGAGACGGUGUGCAUUGCAUGGGUCUAUGGUGCAGAACGGUUUUAUGAUAAUAUUGAGGACAUGAUUGGCUACCGCCCAGGACCUUAUAUCAAAUACUGUUGGUUGUUCUUCACCCCAGCCACAUGCAUCGGUACCUUUGCCUUCUCCCUCAUCAAAUACACACCUCUGAAGUACAACAAUGAGUAUAUUUAUCCAUGGUGGGGCUAUGCUAUUGGCUGGCUGCUUGCUCUUUCUUCUAUGGUCUGCAUCCCCCUUUGGAUGUUGUACAAGAUCAGUACCACCCAGGGAACACUAAGAGAGCGUAUUAAGUUCCUCAUCACACCAUCUGAUGACUUACCUAAAACCAAGAGGGAGCAGGAGAGGUUAUUGGCCAUCUUUGCUCCUGAAGCAGAAAUCAACAUAACUACCAAUGGCUACCUUCCUGUGUCAGAGAGUGACUCCAGCAUAUAAGGCACCUGAGGUGAUAUGUAUGAGAAAGCACAUGAAGUCCGUUUUUGUCUUACAGUGCCAUUGCCUCCAUCUGGGUGAUCACUGUGGCUAAGAUCCAACAAACUGUUACGUUACAUAGUUGAAUACAUAAACAAAAAAUAAAACCCACUCAGGAGAUAAUAGGCCUACAGUCUGUUGGGUUUGGCAGUGCUUGUAGAGUAAUGGCAGAAAAGAGGGAUCAACACAAUGAAAGUACAAAGUAGCUCAUUCAUUUCAUUGUGUAUAUGUGUUACUUUUCAGGGAGAAAAAGUCAUAUCUAGAUUCAAACUGAAAUCUAUUGUUCAUUUCUACAACAAAUUGAGUUAAAGUGUCUCUUAACUAUAAAGUGUUACCAUUUUCCAGUUGGAAUAUUCUAAACAGUGAUGGUAAUAAUUACUGAGACAUAUAUGCAGGGACUACCAAAAUGUAAAAAAAAAUAUAAAUAGUGAGGAUGAAUUUUAUCUGCAUUUAAAGACAAUAAAUUACCACAUAUUACUGCACAGUAAUAGAUGAGGCUGAUCAUUUCUCAGCAAUGUAGAGACUGAAGUCGUCGU